This is a messenger RNA of Nelumbo nucifera (sacred lotus), 1960 nucleotides long. Its product is annotated as hydroxyproline O-arabinosyltransferase NOD3-like. The record is from RefSeq and is a predicted model, not a curated record. Gene Ontology annotation, molecular function: glycosyltransferase activity. Lineage: Eukaryota; Viridiplantae; Streptophyta; Magnoliopsida; Proteales; Nelumbonaceae.
CUUUGAAGUCCAGACUCGAGGCCCCUCCUGUUUCCCACUUUUCAAAUCUCUUGGUUUCUGAUCCAUAGGGGCUUGGAAGCUUGGAAGUUGGAACUCUCUCUGCAAUUGUUCGGGUCACACACUUUUUUUCUACUCCUCUUCCUUUAAAAAUCUCCUCUUGUUUCUCAUACGAUACUUUAGUUCCUUCAUUUCUGUUCAGUGACACGGUACAUGCAAUCAAUUGCAGCAAAUGCUCUUUCAUUUUUCGUAAUCAAUUUGCUCAUCAGAGCUUCGGUACGUGUGAAUUCUGUCAAAUUGUUUGGAAUUUGGAUAAAAAUUGUGUACGAAGCUAUUAAAUGCAAGGAAUUUGGGGUUGGAUGAGGGAGUGUUUUUCCUCUAGCUGCCAUGGAUAGGACGACUGUGUUAAACUAACUUGGAAGAAUUUGGAAUUCGUUUAGUGAGGCAAACUAAAAUGACUGGAAGAAAGAACAUGGGACGGGCGUCUCUAUUUCUGGUUCUUCUGGCACUGGGUUUUUUCUUUGCAUAUAAUCUGAUAACAAUGGUAAUCCACAAUAGAGCCAUAAGUUCUGGGAAGUUGAUAGUGGAUGGUUUGGAUGGUACCUCUUUGUCAGCGUUAUCUGAUCCCAUUAUUCAGAUGCCUGAGAAUGUUAAGAGACCUGGGAGCACUAAGAUGCCUUUUCAUGUUGCCCUUACUGCAACCGAUGCACCUUAUAGCAAAUGGCAAUGCCGCAUUAUGUACUAUUGGUACAAGAGGAUAAAAGAAAUGCCUGGGUCAGAUAUGGGUGGAUUCACUAGGGUGUUACAUUCUGGAAGCCCUGACAACCUAAUGGAUGAGAUUCCAACUUUUGUAGUUGAUCCUCUCCCAGCAGGUCUUGAUCGGGGUUACAUUGUCUUAAAUAGACCUUGGGCCUUUGUGCAAUGGCUGGAAAAGGCAACAAUUGAGGAGGAGUAUAUACUGAUGGCAGAGCCUGAUCACAUCUUUGUAAAUCCUCUCCCUAACUUGUCACAUGGAGGAUAUCCAGCAGCAUUCCCAUUUUUCUACAUCAAGCCUGCUGAAAAUGAGAAAAUAAUAAGGAAGUUUUACCCAGAAGAGAAAGGUCCAGUAAUAAAUAUCGAUCCAAUUGGCAAUUCUCCUGUAAUUAUCAAGAAGUCUUUGCUAGAAAAAAUUGCACCAACAUGGAUGAAUGUGUCAUUGAGAAUGAAAGAUGACCCAGAGACUGACAAGGCUUUUGGAUGGGUUCUAGAAAUGUAUGCAUAUGCUGUUGCAUCUGCAUUACAUGGCGUGCAACAUAUUCUUCAGAAAGACUUCAUGAUACAGCCACCUUGGGAUUUGGAAGUCGGGAAGAAAUUUAUCAUCCAUUACACUUAUGGAUGUGAUUAUUCUCUAAAGGGUAAGCUUACAUAUGGGAAAAUUGGGGAGUGGCGAUUUGACAAGAGAUCAUAUCUUCGUGGUCCUCCGCCAAAAAAUCUCCCUUUGCCUCCUCCAGGAGUCCCAGAAAGUGUGGUUACUCUUGUAAAGAUGGUAAAUGAAGCUACUGCCAACAUUCCUGGCUGGGAUGCAGAAUAAUCUAAUUAGGAUUGAAGAAAAGCCUUUAACCUAAUUUUGGAGUUCAAUUAACAGUGUAGUCCCCUAAAGAAAUCUCUGUAUACAGAUCACAUCACAGGGUAAAAGUUAUUCGUUAUGGAAAGAGUGGUGUACCAUGUAAAAGAAAUUCUCUUGCCAUUAUAAAUAUGAAAUCAUAGGACAUCUAUUGAUUUCCAAAUUCUUAUUCUCCACACAUAAUUUGUCCUUGUGAGUUUUGUAAGAAAUCUCCCCGAAAGCUUAAUAAGGUGAUUUAGGGUUGUAAUAGAUUUUUUUCUUUUUUUUUUUGCGUCAUACAUGUUUUAUAUGGCAAUAUUUCAAACUGAUCUUGUAUGCACGAGUCACACUCUUAUUUUCAGUGAAGAAACUUUGUGAAAA